Molecule: messenger RNA, 2544 nt
Organism: Seriola dumerili (greater amberjack)
Lineage: Eukaryota; Metazoa; Chordata; Actinopteri; Carangiformes; Carangidae
Gene: nadkb
Product: NAD kinase-like
Exons: 12
Coding region: 117-1601 (494 amino acids)
Biological process (GO): NADP+ biosynthetic process; NAD+ metabolic process
Molecular function (GO): NAD+ kinase activity
Source: RefSeq, a predicted model, not a curated record
UCCCCCGGUCAUGUAUGGUUUUGUAAUAGUUCACUUUAACGACAGUGUUUGUCUUUAAACACGGUGUUGACAACGUCUAGUGCCGAUAUGAGCAUGUUUACGUCUUUGUAAUACAAAUGGACAAUUCAGAGACCAGUCCAUCCAUGGGGCCCCUUGCAGUGCCGGACAUUGGUAUGGCACGACCCUCAGGCCCCCCUGGUCAGCUGUCAGAGUCAGCCAGGCCCUCCAAGCACAGGGGGCACCCAUCUAAGUCACCAAGGAGACGGCGGGAAGGGAAGAGGUCGCAGCGACGGGGGGAUGGUCAUGAACAGCUGCUCUGGGAGAUCGAGCGGCGGAGGUUGCCAGGCCAACACGAGCACUUGGAGCCCUCUGGGUCAACGAGCGACACAGCGGAAAGCUCACCUAAAAGGAGAGCACACUUUCUACAUGGACCAUAUCCAGCCACUCACUUCGGACCCAAAGCUUGUAUUCUUCCCAACCCAACUUCAGUCAUGCACAUCCAGGACCCAGCCAGCCAGCGGCUCACCUGGAAUAAACCUCCAGUCAAUGUGCUUGUCAUCAGGAAAAUUAGAGAUGAGAGCUUGGUUGAACCUUUCAAAGAGCUCUGCAGGUUUCUAGUGGAGGAGAAGCAGAUGAUGGUGUACGUGGAACGCAGGGUUGCAGAUGAUGCAACGCUGUCAAAGGAUGAGGCCUUUGGCUCCAUACGCAAUCAGCUCUGCACCUUCAGGGAGGGUUAUGAUGAUAUCUCUGACUGCAUAGACCUGAUCAUCUGUCUUGGUGGAGAUGGGACUCUGCUCUAUGCCUCCUCUCUUUUCCAGGGCAGCGUUCCUCCAGUUAUGGCGUUUCACCUCGGUUCUCUGGGUUUCCUGACGCCCUUCAAGUUUGAGUCAUACAAGACUGAAGUGGCCAAAGUAUUUGAAGGUAACGCAGCCAUCACUCUGCGCAGUCGUCUGAAGGUGAAGGUGGUGAAGGACAUGCUUCAGAGAACAGGCCAGCAGCCGUACAACCAAGAGCCCCCGCAGCAGCAACCAGAGCACAACGGACUCCUUCCUCACGGACACACUAACAGUGAGGCAGGCAAGGUCACCCUGCAGCUCCAGGUGUUGAAUGAGGUGGUGGUGGAUCGAGGCCCGUCUUCUUACCUGUCCAAUGUCGACUUAUACCUCGAUGGACGACUCAUCACCUCAGUGCAGGGAGACGGUGUGAUUGUGUCCACACCUACAGGCAGCACAGCAUACGCGGCUGCAGCAGGAGCAUCAAUGAUCCACCCCAAUGUGCCCGCCAUCAUGGUCACCCCCAUCUGCCCACACUCGCUCUCUUUCAGGCCGAUCGUUGUCCCUGCUGGGGUGGAGCUCAUGAUCACUUUGUCUCCAGAUGCCAGAAACACUGCCUGGGUGUCGUUUGAUGGCAGGAAGAGACAGGAGAUCCAGCAUGGAGACUGCAUCAAAAUCACUACAUCUUGUUACCCCGUGCCAUCUAUCUGUUGCCAUGACCUGGUGUACGACUGGUUUGAAAGCCUGGCUCAGUGCCUGCACUGGAACGUACGCAAGAGGCAGGCGCGACUGGCAGACAUCUCGGAUUCAUCGGACACUGAAAACUGAGUCAGCGGGUGUUUUGACGUACCUGAGUUAAAGACAUCCAGCCGACGCUCUCCACAGCAGCUGAGUAAGUGAGAACAGAAGGAUCAGGUUUGUUCCGAGACGACAAUUAGGUCACCCUGCAAACAUUUUCCUGACAGAAACACUCGACUGUGACAGUGAGAGCGCAUGUGUCUUCAGCCAAAGCAAUGUUACAUUAGUCGUAUGAAUAGCAUGUAGAAUGAUCAUACUGUAUAUUCAGUAUUUUAUACACUGAGUCAUCAUCUCAUUACAUUCCAGUAUAUACACACUGCAGUUUCAUAGCUUACAGGGAGAACGCAUGUCUCUCAACUUGGAUAUGAAAAAAAGUCUAUUGUUACUUAAAUGAUACAUGAUGCAUAAUCCUGUGAUGUGAUCGAUGAAGCCUAAAGCUCUUCAUGAAUAUUCUGAAAACUCUUUUCUUUGGACUUGAAUCACUUACUCAUCAAUGUGAUGAUCAGUGUAUAAGAUGUAGAUGUUACUAGCAUGACUGUGAGGUUAUAGGUAGAAAUACACUGUUAACACUGAAAUUAAGCAAAAGGAUUGUUUCUUCUGAACUUUAAUGUAAAUUUGUACAUACAGGAUUCUAGGAUGAAUUUAUUUUAUGUCAUAUUUAUGUAAUAUUUAAAUUUAUUUCUAAUACUGAGUCAACCAAAGAGUGCUGUAUGUGAUUGUUCUCUGCUGUACAAACAUAUUGUACAAUUUUCUCAGUCCUUUACAUCCUACUAUCUACGUGUCCUGUUACUGACAUUUUUAAGUUGUUUUCAAAACUUUUGUGCCCCAGUCUAAAUUCUGCAGAAAGAUUGCAUGUAGCAGGGAUAAACGAAAUGAAUCGGAGAAUCCUAAACCAGCUCUCAUUUUCAUGACCGUUAAACUGUCAAAGUCUGUAGCAGGAGAAGGUAGUGAGAAAAUAAAUUCCUAAAAACUU